AUGAAAAUCGCCACACUCCAAUUCUCCGCCAAACUCGGCGACACAGCGGGGAACAUCAAGCGGGCAGAUGGCCUGCUGAAAGAUGGAGGCCGCGGAACUACUCUCGGGAAAGGAAUUAAAGAAUUAAACCCAGAUAUCCUGGUCCUAUCGGAGAUGGCAUUGACGGGAUAUAACUUUCCCAAUCUAGAGGCUGUUAAGCCGUAUCUUGAGGAAGCGGGGAUGGGGCCUUGUGGUAUUUGGGCGAAAGAGACGGCGAAGAAGCUGGGGUGUAAGGUUUGCGUUGGGUAUCCGGAGGUUGAGAUUGAGAGGAGUGGUGAGGAAGGGGGGAAAGAGACGUAUUAUAACUCGUUGCUUGUUGUUGAUGAGAAGGGGGAGAUUCUUGCGAAUUAUCGCAAGACUUUCCUCUAUUAUACGGAUGAGACUUGGGCUGCGGAGGGUGAUGCAAAGCGUGGUUUCAGGCAUAUCUCGCUUCCUCGUCAGGGUCAGCAGCAGCAGGAGGUUGCUACGUCGUUUGGAAUCUGCAUGGACAUUAACCCCUACCGCUUCGAAGCACCCUGGACAGCAUGGGAAUUUGCGAACCGCAUCCUGGACACGCGCUCGCAGUUGGUUAUUUUGUCGAUGGCGUGGUUGACGCAUUCAGAUCGCGAGGAGUUGCAGACGUUGCAUACGAAGCCGGAACUCGGGACGUUUAAUUACUGGGUUCAGAGGCUUAUGCCGUUGUUUAGACGGCAUAUGGAGCAUUCGAGUGAUCUUGGUGGGGAAGAUGAAGGGGAGAAGAGGAUGAUUGUUGUUUUCGCGAAUCGAGUUGGUGAGGAGGAGGGGCAUGGGGAGGAUAAGGAGCCCGUGAGGUAUGCGGGGACGAGUGCUGUGCUUGGGUUUUCGCAGAGGGCUGGUUCUGCUGGUGAAGAUGGAGAUGGGAUCGAUGUUAAAAUUCUGUGUUGGGAUCUUAUGGGUGCCACAGAGGAGGGGAUUUGUUUUGCGGAUACGGGGGAGGAUCCAGAGAUGGUUUUUAGCCUCGUGAAGGGUGGCCAGUGA
Aspergillus glaucus CBS 516.65 is the source of this 1035-nucleotide messenger RNA. Its product is annotated as putative protein N-terminal asparagine amidohydrolase. The transcript has a single exon. The record is from RefSeq and is a predicted model, not a curated record. Lineage: Eukaryota; Fungi; Ascomycota; Eurotiomycetes; Eurotiales; Aspergillaceae. Bases 1 to 1035 code for a protein of 344 amino acids. Gene Ontology annotation, molecular function: protein-N-terminal asparagine amidohydrolase activity; protein-N-terminal glutamine amidohydrolase activity. Gene Ontology annotation, biological process: protein catabolic process.